This is a messenger RNA of Angiostrongylus costaricensis, 924 nucleotides long. The record is from the annotation of a GenBank genome assembly. NCBI's taxonomy places the organism in Eukaryota, Metazoa, Nematoda, Chromadorea, Rhabditida, Metastrongylidae.
AUGAUCGCUCUAGCGGAUGUUCUACCGACUGACCCCGACUGCGAUCUAGAUCAUCCGAAGAAGAUCACAUUUUCGGAUAUUUCCAGUGCAGCUUUCAACAUUAAACAUGGAGUGGUCAGAACUCCUUGCAGUAAGUCUAUCAACUUGUCGAAAACACUUGAUAUGGACUUGUUUUUCAAAAAAGAAUACAUGCAAGUGACCGGAUCGUUUAAAGAACGCGGUGCUCGUUACGCCCUGACGAAGCUGAAUCGUGAAGAACGAGAACGAGGAGUGGUUGCCGCCAGUGCCGGAAACCAUGCACUUGCUCUUAGUUACCAUGGACAACAGUUAAACAUUCCAGUGACAGUGGUUAUGCCUGUGUUUGCUCCACUGAUGAAAAUUGGAAUGUGCAGAUCGUAUGGAGCGACUGUAAUCCUCAAAGGUGAUAACCUUGGAAAGGCAAAAGAGCAUGCGAUGAGACUAGCAAUGGAAAAGAAUUACAAGUAUAUCAAUGGCUAUGACGCUCCAAAUAUUCUGGCCGGACAAGGAACGAUUGGUCUGGAAAUUCUUGAGCAAGUGCCGGACGUUGAAGCUGUCAUAGUACCAGUCGGAGGAGGUGGUUUGAUUGCCGGUGUAGCCGUCGCUGUAAAAACGCUUAAACCAGCGGUGAAAAUCAUCGCAGUAGAGUCCGAGACGUGUGCGGCUUUCACAGAAGCCUACAAGGUUGGCAAACCAGUACCAGUCAAUGCUCGAAGUAGUCUGGCUGACGUUUGCGAAAUUCUCAAAAGUAAUUUCAAAGGCUUGGCAGUGCCUCUAGUUGGCGGAAACGCUCUGGCAUCUGUUCAAGGCCUUGUUGACCGGACGGCCGUAGUCGAAGGUGGUGGUGCUGUUGGCUUGGCUGCGUUGAUCAGUGGCAAGUUACCGGAGCUCAAAGGAAAGAAGUGA